AUGUCUAAUGGAUCCAGAUCAGAUGCCCUGAAGAGUAAAACCGCCACCAAACCGGUCUUCCAUUUCGCCGCCGGGCUCUUCUCAGGUCUGACUUCCUCCAUCCUCCUGCAGCCGGCAGACCUCCUGAAGACCCGGAUCCAGCAGUCAGGCCAGUCUGCCUCUCUUAUAUCCACCGUCCGCGCCAUACUUGCUUCGCCCAAUCCCAUACGCAACCUAUGGCGAGGAACGCUCCCGUCAGCCCUCAGGACCGGGUUCGGGUCUGCCCUGUACUUUAGCUCCCUCAACACCCUGCGGCAGUCCGUGGCUAUCGUCAAGCUGCACUCAACGGGGGACAGUGGCAGCACCGGCACGACUUCUUCGCCGCGGACAUCUGCCCUGCCUAAACUAUCUCACUCGGCAAACCUGCUUACCGGAGCUGUGGCGCGAGUCUCUGCUGGAUUCGUCAUGAUGCCUGUCACCGUGCUGAAGGUGCGGUAUGAGUCUGAUUACUACUCGUACAGGAGUCUAUGGGGUGCUGGCAGAGACAUCGUUAGAACAGAGGGUGUUAGGGGUCUGUUUUCUGGAUUUGGAGCAACGGCCAUUCGUGAUGCACCGUAUGCGGGUCUCUACGUCGUGUUUUACGAGCAAUCGAAGAGAUCUCUGUCUGCACUGCUACAUCCGGCUGCACCGCUUUUAUCAUCCCAGGGUGAAAAGGAAGGGCAGGGUUCGUCAGCGUCUUCACCAUCAAUUCCUUCGGCAGCGUACGUUCACUUCAUUUCUGGAGCGCUUGCUGCUGGGUUAGCCACCACCAUCACGAACCCGUUCGAUGUCCUCAAGACCCGUGUACAGCUGAUGCCCUCCAAGUACCGCAACAUGUGGUAUGCGGCAAAGCUUGUCUUGCGUGGUGAAGGCGUACGGGGUCUAUUCGGAGGGCUGAGCUUGCGUAUUGGGCGGAAGGCUAUCAGCUCUGCGUUGGCCUGGACCAUCUACGAGGACCUGAUAUUGCGCGCCGAGACCUCGCGUUGGGCGCAGCAGGAGAAGGGCUUGCUGACUUGA
Messenger RNA from Microsporum canis CBS 113480, 1035 nucleotides. Its product is annotated as solute carrier family 25 member 38. Gene Ontology annotation, molecular function: glycine transmembrane transporter activity. The transcript is spliced from 2 exons. Gene Ontology annotation, cellular component: mitochondrion; mitochondrial inner membrane. NCBI's taxonomy places the organism in Eukaryota, Fungi, Ascomycota, Eurotiomycetes, Onygenales, Arthrodermataceae. The record is from RefSeq and is a predicted model, not a curated record. The coding region runs from base 1 to 1035 and encodes 344 amino acids. Gene Ontology annotation, biological process: glycine import into mitochondrion.